Molecule: messenger RNA, 855 nt
Organism: Puma concolor (puma)
Lineage: Eukaryota; Metazoa; Chordata; Mammalia; Carnivora; Felidae
Source: RefSeq, a predicted model, not a curated record
AUGGACACACGGCCCCACAUCCCCUGCGGAGCGGGCCUCCCUACGGUGGCACCUCUGAAGAAAUGGCUAUGCACAUGCUGCUUGUACACGCCUGGAGAUGGGAGGCUCACUACCAUUCAGGGCCUGAGUCCUGCACCCCAGGAUCCCACGUCCGUUUUCACCUUGGGCGCGGCGGCUGGGGGCCUCAGUGCCAUGGUCCUCAAUGACCUCCUGGGCCGGAAGCUCAGCAUCAUGUUCUCAGCCGUACCCUCGGCAGCUGGCUACGCACUCAUGGCAGGCGCCCACGGCUUCUGGAUGCUGCUGCUGGGGAGGACAAUGACAGGCUUCGCCGGGGGGCUCACAGCUGCCUGCAUCCCGGUGUACGUGUCUGAGAUUGCUCCCCCGGGUGUUCGUGGGGCCCUGGGGGCCACGCCCCAGCUCAUGGCAGUAUUCGGGUCACUGUCCCUCUACGCCCUUGGCCUCCUGCUGCCGUGGCGCUGGCUGGCUGUGGCCGGGGAAGGGCCUGUGCUCGUCAUGACCCUGUUGCUCAGCUUCAUGCCCAACUCCCCCCGCUUCCUGCUGUCGCGGGGCAGGGACGCGGAGGCGCUGCGGGCGCUGGCCUGGCUGCGCGGGGCCGACACCGACAUCCGCUGGGAGUUCUCGCAGAUCCAGGACAACGUCCAGAGACAGAUGGGCCGGCCAGGGCCCCCCGGAGAGAAGGUCGCUGACACCCAGCUGUCUGGUGCCCCUGCCGCCCUCCACCAUGCCCUUGGAGAUGCCAUCCUCGGUCCCGAGGACUCGGACCUGGUGCCCUCUGUGACCCUGGCCGCAGCCCUGGUCCUGGUGUUCCUCCUGCUCUUGGCCUGGCUGGUGUAA